This is a messenger RNA of Schistocerca serialis cubense, 1680 nucleotides long. RefSeq names its product sodium channel protein Nach-like. The transcript has 9 exons. NCBI's taxonomy places the organism in Eukaryota, Metazoa, Arthropoda, Insecta, Orthoptera, Acrididae. Gene Ontology annotation, biological process: sodium ion transmembrane transport. The record is from RefSeq and is a predicted model, not a curated record. The coding region runs from base 1 to 1680 and encodes 559 amino acids. Gene Ontology annotation, molecular function: ligand-gated sodium channel activity. Gene Ontology annotation, cellular component: membrane.
AUGUGGCGCCGCGUGCUGGCCGAGUACGCGCAGGGCACCACACUGCACGGCUUCCGCUACCUGGCGCCCGGGCUGUGCGGGCGCGCCGCCAGACUAUGCUGGUUUAUCGCCAUCGCCAUAUCGAUAGUUUUCGCGGCGACCGCCAUCUCCGACACGUGGAGGAAGUACCGCGACAGCCCGACGACUACCUCGGUGGUCAGCACCAACUUUCCGCUCUACCAGAUUCCCUUCCCAGGGGUUACCAUCUGCCCAGCCAUCAAAGUGCGCAGGACCGUCGGAGAGAAGCUGCUAAUGAGGUACCUGAACUUGUCAGAAGCAGACGAUGUGACGCGCCAGAAGCUGUACCACGUGAUGGCGGCGCUGGCGCUGGUGGAGUUCCCCUACUACUACAUGGUGCCUCUCUCCUUGGAGAAGGCCGGCGACCUCGUGGACAAGCUCAAUGACAUAAACAUCACGCGCUUCAUGAUGCAGACGCUGCCGAGAAUCGACGACGUAUUCUACGAGUGCUUCUGGCAGGGCCACAUCAACAACUGCUCCAACAUGUUCUUCCUGCAGCGCACCGAAGCUGGCUUCUGCUACGGUUUCAACUCACUCGCCGCAGAGAACACGAGGCAAUGCCCGGCAAUGUCUACGUACAAGGUGCCCACCGGGGCGACCGUGAACCGCGAUCCGUGCCAGAUGCGACGCAACAUCGCUUCAGGCCCCACGACGGGUCUCGAAGUCUUCCUCAAGUCGCUGCCCGAAGAAGAAUCUCUGGGCGAUGGCCAGAGGGACCGGAAUGGGUACAGGGUGUUCCUGCAGCCGGUGACGGAGGUUCCGCAGGCGGGCACGGGCCUGCUGCUGCCGCCCAGCGACGACCACGUCAUGCGCGUCCGGCUGUCCGUCUCGUUCACAGAGAGCAGCCUGCAGGUGGCCUCGCUGGACGUGCCGCAGCGCAGCUGCCUCUUCCCGGACGAGCAGCGGCUGGAGCUCACCAACUCCUACUCGCAGACCUCCUGCCUCACCGACUGCCGGCUCUCCUACAUCAUCUCCAAGUGCAACUGCUCGCCCUACUUCUUCAACCACAUUGAGAAAUACCGCGUCUGUAAGCUGACCGAACUGAAAUGUAUUGCUUACAUUGACUGGGACCUGCGCUUCGUGAAGCCGCAGGGGGUGGCCGGCGACGACAGCUCCAAGUUCCUGGACGGCGUGCUGGACUGCUCGCACUGCCUGCCCACGUGCCGCAGCUACUCGUACGUGCAGGAGGUGCGCUACGAGAGCAUUACGGCACGCACGCCCUUCCACGGCUACAUCGACGUCCACUACGCAGAUGUCAGCGCCGUCAAGUACGGCGUCGAUCUCGCCUUCGACUCCAUGACUCUCAUAGUGUGGUUCGGCGGCAUCCUGAGCCUCUUCCUGGGCGUGAGCGUGCUGUCGUGCGUCGAGCUGCUCUACUAUGCGGCUCGCCUAGCGGACGCCCUGCUGCGCGUACCGCCAUUCACACAGGCGUACGGCGUCGGAGGCGGGGGCGAUGGAGGCGGAGGCAGAGGCGGCAGGGGCGAAAUAAGCGUCUCCAAGCGCCGCCGACUGCCUCCGCAGCGAGUGCUCGUCCAGCCGACAGAGGCUGGCCUGUCCAAGUGGCGCUCUAGCGGCCUGCUGGAACGCCAGGUAGCUGCCAAGCAGGCGCGACUCUUCUACUAG